Tetrahymena thermophila SB210 is the source of this 2589-nucleotide messenger RNA. RefSeq lists its product as hypothetical. The record is from RefSeq and is a predicted model, not a curated record. The transcript is spliced from 3 exons. Lineage: Eukaryota; Ciliophora; Oligohymenophorea; Hymenostomatida; Tetrahymenidae.
AUAAUAAAUCUAAUUGAUUUGCUUGUUUUUGUGAAUGAAUAUAGUGAAUUAUUUUAGUAAUUUAAGUAAAAGACUAGAAUAAUAAAUUAUAUUUUUCUUUAGUAUUAUACUUCUUAUUAAAUACAAGUUAACUUAAAAAUUUCUAUGAGCACUUUUAAAAGGUACCCACAAGUGCCUUCUCUGAAAAAAGAAAUUCGGCUUCUUAAAUCUCCAAAUUAAAAACUUACUGCAGAAAGUCAGCAGCAAGCUUCUUCAAGCAUAAUAUUGACAGGAAAUACAUAAUAUGAAUCUAAAAGAACAGUAGACUCAGCAAAGCUAACCAAUAAAAUAGAAUAGUCUUGCUUUUGCAAUGUUUAAUAAAACAGUAAAUCCAAUAAUAAUGCAGUAUUAGGCUUUAAUCCCUUUUUGACUGGUGAUAAAAAUAACUAUUCAAAUUACUGUUCUUGCGAUGGAUCACCUUUCCACUAUUAAACAUGUAGGAAAUCAUUGAUAGUAGAGAAUUAGAAAAAUCAAUAUCCUACUAAUUUUUAAUGUCAUUCAAGGGAAGCUAGUUCUCAUAUAUCUUAAGCUUCGCAUUUAAACUUGAGUAAAUAUAUGUAUGAUAGUUAAAUUGUCAAUAGUGAUGACGAACAUGUAUAAGCUUAAACUCCAAACCUUCCUAGCUUGGAAGGAUAAUUUAUCUUGUCGCCUAGUAUUUUUAAUGGACAUAUUUUAGAAAAAAAUAAUAAAGAAAUAAUUUAAAAUUUGAAUGAACCUUCUUUAUAAAAUAAUAAUUACAGAGAAAACUAGUUUAAGCAGUAAUCUUUUUUUAUAAACUAAGACAAAAAUCAGAUAAGUUCAUAAUAGAAUAAUUCAUUUUCAAAUUAGUCUUCUUAAAAUGCUAAAAUUAACAAACAUGUUUAGGUAAAAAGUCCUCUCAGUUAUUCUAAUUUAAUAAAAUCUUUAGCCAAGUAUACAAAAAUCGAAAAUGAUUUAUUAGAAGAAACUAUGAUUUUAGAAAAGUAGAUUUAAGACUCUCAAGAAAAAAUAAGUUAGCUUAUUUCUAAUUCUAAUAGAGAUAAUUCUAAAGAGUAGUUUGCUAAAAAUGAAACAAAUUUCAAUAGUAAAAAUCAAAAUAUUUCAAAAGCAAAAGCCCAACUCUCAAAUAUCUUUAAUCAGAACCAGUAAAAGAAGCAAUUUUAGAAUUUAUAAAAAGGAAGUUUAUGUAAUACUAAACAGGAAGAUAAUUUAUCUUCUUCAUAAAAUUUAUAAAGUGCUAAAGAAAAGCUAGGAAAAGAUUCUUUUUUGAGAUGCUCAAUUUCAAAAUAAUAAAACACAUCGCCUUAGAUUGAAAAAAACUUUUAAAAGUUUUCUUAACUAUUUAAAACUAACAUUAAUACAAGAAGUUAAAAGAAUAAAUUUUAUGAUAACAUAACAAAGCUAAGGCAAUUUUAAAAGGAAAUUUUAAAAACAGAAGAAUCAUUUUAAAAUUUGAAUAGCAACAAUUAGUUUUCUUCUCAACAAGAUCUUUCUUUUAGCUGUAAUACAAAUGUGUUGGAGGAUUCUUAACUGCUAUCAUUUGUAAGAAAAACAACUCCUCAAAAAAGUGUAUAGAUUAUGAAAAAGACUUAAAAAACAUUCAGAGCUAAAAAAUGUGAAUAAAAAAGUUUACCAUAACCAUAAGUUCCAAUAAACUCUAGCUUUUCUAACAUAGCUUCAAGUACGCCUAAAUCUAGUUUUAUUUAAAAAAAUAUAAUCUAAACACACAAUUCUUUAGAAAGAAGCUCAGAUCUAAAAAAUUAGACAACAAUAAUGAGAUUUUCUAAUGAGUAGUUUCCUUUAUAAGUUUUUCAAACUGAGAGACUUUAAAAAUCAUGCUCAAACAAGUCAGUAGAAAAAAUGGAAAUUGAGAAAUUUUAAAAUUACUUUGUAAAAAGCCAUAAUUAGCAAAUUAAUUUCUAAAAUUAAAAUGAAUAGUAUUAUAACCAAAAUUGUGAACAAUUAAGUUCUACAUUAUAAAAAAAGAAUAAGUAAUAGAUUAAUGUUUUAUCAUAAAAUUAGUAACAAGAAGCUAAGUCUAAUAAAAAGCUAGAAAUUUUGAAUCUACUUUCGAAAAUAAAUAGUAAAAAAUAAUCUGGAUUAGCUUAAAAAUAAAACAAGAGCUAUACAACGUUUAAAAAAGCUGAAACUUCAACACCAACUCACAACCUAAAUGUGAAAAUCAAUUUUAAUUCAAUAAAAAAUUUUAGCUAUUCUUAAUUUAUGAAUGAAAGUGCAAGAAAAAGCUCUCCACAAAGUUUCAAUAGUUAAAACUAAUAAAAAAUCCAUAAUUUACCAUAAAAAGAAGGCCCAAAUAAUUAGAAUAAUUUCACUUAAAAUCAUCAAAACAAAAAAUGCACCAAUAAGAACACUUUAGCUGAAAAUCUAAAAAUUCUAUUGUAAGGAACUGAACCUAAAAGUAUGUUGAAUAAGUCUAAUUAAUAGCAAAUAAGCAAUACAAAUAGAAGUAAUAACAGUAAUAUCAAUAAUAGCAAUUAAAAUAUUUCUAUGAGAAACCUUUUGCAGCACUUAUUUAGUAAAACACAUAAAACUGAAACAACAAAAAAAUGA